Messenger RNA from Loxodonta africana (African savanna elephant), 4456 nucleotides. It is a transcript of the gene CDKN2AIP, whose product is annotated as CDKN2A interacting protein. The transcript is spliced from 3 exons. Gene Ontology annotation, cellular component: nucleolus; nucleoplasm. Bases 123 to 1877 code for a protein of 584 amino acids. Lineage: Eukaryota; Metazoa; Chordata; Mammalia; Proboscidea; Elephantidae. The record is from RefSeq and is a predicted model, not a curated record.
UUGCGAGGGGCGUUCUCUGAGGGCCCCGCUGCGGCUGCGGUGACAGGGCCGUUCGCGUCCGCGCCCCCGCCUCUGUCCCGGUGCAGCGUCUGCUCGCGGCCUUCGCGACCCGCAGGCCCAACAUGGCGCAGGAGGUGUCGGAGUACCUGAGCCAGAACCCGCGGGUGGCUCUCUGGGUGGAGACGCUGCGCUGCGACGGCGAGACUGACAAACACUGGCGCCACCGCCGGGAGUUUCUGCUCCGCAACGCCGGGGACCUGGCCCCCACCGGCGGCGUCGCUUCCAGCCACACGGAUGAAGCUGCCGACGCCGAGAGCGGGAGCCGCAGUCGGCAGCUGCAGCAGCUCGUCUCCUUCUCCAUGGCCUGGGCAAACCACGUCUUCCUCGGGUGCCGGUACCCUCAAAAAGUUAUGGAUAAAAUACUUAGUAUGGCUGAAGGCAUCAAAGUGACAGAUGCUCCAAUCCAUACAACACGAGAUGAACUGGUUGCCAAGGUGAAGAAAAGAGGGAUAUCGAGUAGCAAUGAAGGGGUAGAAGAACCAUCCAAAAAACGAGGCAUAGAAGGAAAAAACAAUUCUGCAGUUGAGCAAGAUCGUGCAAAAACUUCUGCCAAAACAGAAUAUGCAUCAGCUAAGCAGGAAAACAGUUCAACAUGUACGGGGUCGUCCACCAAAUCGGAGAAUAGUGGGAACUCAAGUCUUAGCUCUGGCAUAUCCUUGAGUGAGACUAUCUCUACAAGUGAUGGGGAUAGACCCAGUUCCAGCCAAAGCAGCAGCAGCAUUUCCUCUCAGGUAACAACGGCAGGGUCUGGAAAAGUUUCUGAAUCAGAAGCUUCAGAUAAACAUGGUUCAGCACUGUUUGUUUCCUCUUUGUUGAAAUCAAGUGUGAAUAGUCAUGUGACCCAAUCCACUGAUUCCAGGCAACAAAGUGGUUCACCUAAAAAGAGUGCUUUGGAAGGCUCUUCAGUCUCAGCUUCUCAAAGCAGCUCAGAGAUUCAGGUGCCCUUGUUGGGCUCCUCCGGAAGCUCAGAAGUAGAAUUGCCACUCUUGUCUUCUAAACCUAGUUCAGAGACAGCUUCAAGUGGGUUAGCUUCUAAAACUAGUUCAGAGGCAAGUGUUUCAUCAUCAAUUUCUAAAAACAGUUCUUCAUCAGGCACAUCCUUGCUAACUCCCAAGAGUAGCUCCUCAACAAAUACAUCACUGCUGACUUCCAAAAGCACUUCCCAGGUAGCUGCAUCACUUUUAGCUUCCAAGAGCAGCCCCCAGACCAGUGGAUCUCUGGUUUCCAAAAGCACUUCCUUAGCAAGUGUGUCCCAGCUAGCUUCUAAGAGUAGUUCUCAGACUAGCACAUCACAGUUGCCUUCUAAAAGUACUUCGCAGUCAAGUGAGAGUUCUGUCAGAGUCUCUUGUUGCAAGUUAACAAAUGAAGAUGUGAAACAGAAGCAACCUUUUUUUAAUAGACUGUAUAAAACGGUAGCAUGGAAGUUGGUAGCUGUUGGUGGCUUUAGUCCCAAUGUGAAUCAUGGAGAGCUCCUAAAUGCAGCUGUUGAGGCUCUCAAAGCAACACUGGAUGUGUUUUUUGUCCCACUAAAAGAACUGGCAGAUCUGCCUCAAAAUAAGAGCUCUCAAGAAAGUAUUGUUUGUGAAUUAAGGUGCAAGUCUGUGUAUUUGGGCACUGGCUGUGGAAAAAGCAAAGAAAAUGCAAAAGCUGUUGCAUCAAGAGAAGCACUGAAGUUAUUUCUCAAGAAAAAGGUGGUGGUAAAAAUAUGUAAAAGGAAAUACAGAGGUGGUGAAAUAGAAGAUUUAGUGCUUCUUGAUGAAGAAUCAAGGCCUGUAAACUUACCGCCAGCGUUAAAGCAUCCUCAAGAAUUACCGUAAUGUGUUCAAAAGAUCACUGCAUAAAAUACCUAGUAUUUGGAGAGAAAAACUGGCUUACUUUUGUACAAUAUAAAACAGGCUUUCACAAAUUUUGUAUUCCUUUUUUCCAGUUUUGCAGAAAAUUUACAUUCUAGUUCUCUUCACAAAGUAGAAAUUGUAAAUAAUUUACAAAUGACAGUACACAUUAAAAGGUAUGCAUUAACAGCAUACCAGUAUGCUGUUUUAUUUGCUGAAGAAAAUACUGUCUUCUAUUUUUAAUGAUGCAUUAGGUACGAUGUGUAGUUCUGUAGUCUUAAAACUUUUGUACUACUUUGAAUUUGGUGAAAAUGUAUUAAGUUGUCUACCAUGCUUUAUUUUUUUUAGCUUGAAUAAAUCUCCACAUGAAAGAAAAGGGGACCACAGUAUUUGAAUGUCUGAAAGUCUGUGAAACUUAAGGUUUUUAGAAUGUUGCCCAUAAUGCUGAACGUCUGUUAAAGAAUAAAAAAAAAAAAAAAAUAGUUGCCUCAAACUAUUUUUAUGAGAAGUUGUAAGCAUUUUUUAGAUAUAAAACCGUAUAAAGUGCUUAAUAUUAUUUUAUUCUAAAAUUGUUUAAAAUUCACCAUGAUUUUGACUGCUGCAGAUUCUUUAAGCAGGUUAAUUUAUGUUUUGAGGUAAGAUACAGUUUACACUUUUUCUUAAAGACGUAAAUGUGGGUUUCUAUAUUAAGCGUAUUUUGUGACUACUAUUAUUAACAGACUGAUUUGUUUAGAUAUUAAAUGCUUUAAGCUAUUUUACCUUUUCAAGAAGUUGUGUUUUUUUUCAUCUUAAGUCAGAACGAAUUCCUGCCAAUAGACUUCCCACUACUAAAAAAAAAAAAAUCACCACCAAGAAAUUUUCAUAGCUGAUAUACAACUUUUUAUGCAUAAGUAGAUUAAAAUUUUCAAAUCUUAAAAUAGAUAGUUUUUGUGUUUACAUAUCUGAUAGAAGAAUACUGGGAGGAAUGGAGAGCCAUGUUCAACUCUAAUCAGUCAGUUCCAUUGAAUUACAUUUGUUGGUGAUGAAAUAGAAUCUUGUUUCUGUGUCUUAAGUGCUUGUGACUAUGUUAAUCUAUUGUGGUAUAAUCUUUUCAUUUUUCUUCAAACUGGCCCAAGAUGUUUUGUCUUUGUGGCCUUAUUUCUAGCUUUCUAGAUGCUGUUUUUAGAGCACAUUAAGCAGCAAUGGUGAUAAGGUAUAUAGAGAGAAAAAUCAAGAAAUCGUCUUCUGUGUGCCAGUUAUAUUUGAAUGGGAAAGUUGACUGAACAUAAGUAGCUCGAGUAUGUAGAAAUUAUUCCUGUUUUAUACUCUAGGAGUAAUGGGCAAGAAUUCCUUAGUUUUUUAUACUUGAAAUGAUCAGGGAGGUUCUUAUUUCACCAGAUGGCCUUUAACAGUGAUUCAUUUUCGAGGAUGUUUAAUUGGAUACCAAAGUUAGAAUCCAUAUUCUGUAAAUGGGUUGCCUUUAUAUAUUGUGGGCAGCAAUAAUGUGACUGUGUUGAGGAAGCACUUUUAAUUACCUCACUUUCCUCAGUGUUGAAAUAUAUAUUUUGUGGGACUGUGAUUACCAGAACAGUGAGCCAAAAAUUAAAAAAUACAUAUUUUACAAUUUCUGGAGAUACUGUGGUGCAGAAGAAACGGUAAAUUUUGGAAUCUGUGUUUCUUGAGAUAGAAUCAACUUCUUUUACUAGACAUGUAAGUUCCGGAAGUUUAACCUUUUAACUUUAUUUGUAAAGUAAGACUAAGCUUCAUCCUAGAGUUAUGAAGAUUAAAUUAGAUAGUACAUUUAAAGUGCUUAGCACAGGGCAGACAUACCAUAGUUUAUUAAUUGCAGAUGUAUGAGUUUUCAUGAACCCUCACAGUGUCUUGAUUAGCUAUUCUCAUUUGGCCUGUUUUUCAGAUGAAGAUACUGAAACAAAGUAAUAUUGAUCAAAGAUAGAAUUCAAGCUCAUAGUUUAUUCAGAGCCCAAGUUCUUAACUAUGCUGUAUAGCUUAUUAUCUUUCUCACUUUUCUACGUGCUAAAAUUGCUGAAAAACCCUCUCAAAGUGUAAUUUUCUACCACUUUUAUCCAGUGAUCACAUGUAUCUUCCAGAAUCUUCAGCCUCCUUGAAAUGAGUCACUUCAGGAGCUUUUCUGUUUAUUAAAGCUUUUCCUUAGUUCUUGCAUGUCUUGAAUAUUCUCAGAGCUAGCAAAUCAUCCCAUAUGGGUAAAGUUGAAGUUUGUUUAAAAAAAAAAAAAAAGACUGAAAUAAUUUAAAGAGAUUUAGUGAAAAAGUAGGCCAUCAAGCUAGGAAAGAAUUACUGAUUUUUGUAAUAAGUGAGGUGAGACUAAUGUCCUGAGGCUGAUACUUCUUGAUGGUGCUAAAAUCAGGGUUUUUCUCUUUAAAUGGUAAAGUUAGAAAGUUGAUUUUGAAGAAUGGUACAGCCAUGAAUUUUUGACCCAAAUUCGUAGGGCCUGCCACUGACUGGGAUAGGGGUCGUAAUGAUAUGUGUAAUUCCCAAGCUUUUCAUAUAUUUUAUCAAAUUCUUAUGAAAAGCUUGCUCCAAUUAUGUAUGAAAGGGCCAUUAUU